Passer domesticus (house sparrow) is the source of this 4101-nucleotide messenger RNA. RefSeq names its product COP9 signalosome subunit 7B (gene COPS7B). Lineage: Eukaryota; Metazoa; Chordata; Aves; Passeriformes; Passeridae. Gene Ontology annotation, biological process: COP9 signalosome assembly. The transcript has 8 exons. The record is from RefSeq and is a predicted model, not a curated record. Gene Ontology annotation, cellular component: COP9 signalosome. Bases 2100 to 2894 code for a protein of 264 amino acids.
AGUGUGGAGAAGGUGUAAGAUAAUAGUGUGCUACCCCCUGGAACAAAGGCAGCCUUCUUUGUGCUGCAGAAAUUUGAAUCACAGAUCAGUUUGAGUUAAGGAAGGGACUUAAAGACCAUCCAGAUGGCCUUGGCCACAUCCAGGGAUGGGGCAUCCACAGCUUUGCCAGGCAACCUGUGUCAGUGCCUCAGUGCCCUUACAGGAAAUAAUUUCAUCCUUAUAUCUAAUCUAAAUCUGCCUUCUGUCAUUUUGAGGCCAUGCCCCUUGUUCUAUCACUAGAACUCUAUUGCCUUGUGAAAAGUCCCUCUCCAUCUUUCUUGUAGGACCCCUUCAGGUACAGAAAGUCCUGAAUUAUGUCACCCUGGAACCUUCUCCACGCUGAGCAAUGCAAAUUCGUCCAGCCUUUCAUCAGAGAGGUGCUCUAGCCCUCUAAUUAUCUUCAUGGCCUUUAUGUUUGUGUAGCAGAGUUGAUUGUGGGGGGAAAAGUCUCGGGUUUGUUAGCACAUCCCACGAGCCAGGCUGCUCUUUAACAUGAGCAAAUUAACCCCUGUCUUAACCAUCUGAGUGCAACUGAUAAAAGCAUUAAGUCAUGGUAAAAAUAAAGGCAGCAGCUGUAACCCAGUGCUCAAAUGAGGACCAGUGAACAGUCAGGGUGCCAUCAAUACCCUCACUCAUGGCUCCACUUGCCUCCAAAUCACCCACUGUACGAAAGUGCAGAAUGUGAGUGUUCAUAAAGGCUGCAUUUAAUGCAGAAGGGCAAGGCCACUGCCAGUGUCACUGACAAGAGAUCGUAAUAAUAAAAAUAGGCAGCGUUUAUUUUCCUGAUGUAUGUGAUCCAUGCUCAAUUUCCCACCAUCAGUUUAAGUGUAUGAAAGGGUCAUUUUGAGUCUGGGCAGAGUGCCAGGGGUGAGCUGUGCAAAUAUAUAUAUAUAUCUAUAUUUUGUGAAGGGUCCAUCCUGGAUUUUAGCUAGGCUGUGGCAUUGCAUGCUGUCUGAAGAGGAGGGACUAAAGAUCAAUGAGGAGAAAAGGCAAACAAGACAAAAGCAGACCUGGAAAAGGCAGAAACAAAUGGUUGUAUGUAGGAAAUGAGGUCCACUGCCAGGUGGAAGUAGGACAUGCUGGUUCACAGAAGUUGUAAGAUACUCCAUCCUGUCUCUCCUCAGAGAUGAAGGAGCCAGAGACCAAAUGGAUCUCAUGGAAAGGAACUCCUGCAGCUUUGAGGGGCUUCUCUAGCACAGGGGUAGGGAUGUUUGUGGAGUUCUGAGUUGGAGCCUUUGCGUUUCCUGGCCAAGUCUCAGAAUUCCCAAAGUUGCCUUGCUGUGCUGGGAGGCAGAGGCCUCUCCUUUGUGGACUUCUGAAAACCAUAGAAGAGCUCACAGCUGAAGUGGGAAGCUCCUGUGGCUGGUGCAGGGCCAGGCAGCUGUGACAGCACAGCUCAGAGUGACAAAACCCUGGCAUCUCUCACAGCCCUCGGGCUGCAUUAACACAAACAGCACCCUUGAGCACAUCAUCUGAAAAAUCUCCUUGCAAGAAAAAUUGCUGCAGCCCUUGGCACCCUCUGUCCUUUUGGUGCCACUUGGAACUGAAAACUUUUCCUUCAGGCCUCUGGCAGCUUCUGAGCUACCAAUGCAGGGAGAAGAUGCCUCCAGCCUGUUUUCUGCUUCUCCAGCUGCAGGUAAAGGAGCUGGUGUUUCUGCAGAGCAGCAAAACUGGGAGAUAGUUCAGUAAACCAGGGCUUCAUCCCACCCCAUGCUUGUUGGAAGAGGUUUAAACUUCACAUCCACAACCACUCCCUGCCUGGCUGAGAUGAGAGUCCAGCAAGCAGCUGAGUCCCUGGAUCCUGGGAAAUAAAGAGAGUUUGGAAACUUUUCAGCAGGGCCUGGGAGCUGCCCUGCAUUGUGCUCUGGAGGUGUGUGCUGCUGCAGGGAAUGAGGGUGAAUGGAUGUGCACACACAGCCUGGAAUUCGAGCUUUAGCGAGUGUUGGGAAAAAGGAGGCCACGCUGCUUGUCCAAGGCAACUGUUCCAGCAUGUCUGCAGAUGACAGGAACCCUGGGGAAGGGCCUGGUUAGGAUGUGAUUAAAGAGAUUGAAAACCUAGAAUGGCAGGAGAACAGAAGCCAUCCUGCAAUCUUCUGGAGCAGUUCAUUCUCCUGGCCAAAGGAACAAGUGGCUCAGCUCUGACUGCUCUUAUAAAUCAGGUGCUGGAAGCUCCUGGGGUUUAUGUCUUUGGAGAGCUGUUGGAGUUAACAAAUGUGAAAGAGCUUGCUGAGGGGUCUAAUGCUGCUUAUUUCCAGCUGCUGAACCUGUUUGCAUACGGAACCUACCGGGACUAUGUGGCAAACAAAGACAACCUGCCUGAAUUGACAGUGACUCAGAAAAACAAGCUGAAGCACUUGACGAUCGUAAGCCUGGCUUCCCGAAUGAAGUGCAUUCCCUAUUCUGUGUUGCUGAAGGACCUGGAUAUGAGGAAUCUGAGGGAGCUGGAAGAUCUCAUUAUUGAAGCAGUUUACACAGAUAUUAUCCAAGGGAAGUUGGAUCAGCGAAACCAGGUGUUGGAGGUGGAUUUUUGUAUUGGCAGAGACAUUCAGAAGAAGGACAUCAGUAACAUUGUCAAGACACUCCAGGAAUGGUGUGAUGGCUGUGAAGCAGUUCUUUUAGGAAUUGAGCAGCAAGUACUUAGAGCCAACCAGUACAAAGAGAACCACCACCGAACUCAGCAGCAGGUAGAGAUGGAGGUCACAAACAUAAAGAAAACAUUAAAAGCUACAGCCUCGUCGUCGGCACAGGAGAUGGAGCAGCAGCUGGUAGAGCGAGAGUGCCCUCCACACACAGAACAAAGGCAGCCCACAAAGAAGAUGUCCAAAGUCAAAGGGCUGGUCUCCAGCCGUCACUAGAACAUGCCAUCUAAAUGUCAUUCAGUUAGGAAUGACAGCAGGAGGAGCAAAAAGGGCCUGCGUCUCCUUUUUCAGUGGGUUCUGGGCCAGCCCCUUCCCAGCUGGCAAGUAAAAGCCCUGUUUGAACAGCUCCCAGUUAGCAGCACCUGGCUAAGUUACACUGUGCAGCUCCUUUGAGUUUUCAGGGUGUCCUUGUUCUGGUCCUGCCAAGAGGGACUUUUAAAGAAAGGGACUAACCAAAAGGGGCAGGAAAAAAACAAAAUAUCUGUGGACCGUUUUGCUCCCUCCCAGCUAGUUCAUUGCUGCUUGACCUUGAGGAAGCUGCUCUACUGAAUCAGAUCAUGGGAGAGCUUCUAUAGCAAGCAUCUGAAUCCCAGGGUUGAAGUGUGGCUACCAAAGCCAGGCUGGGAGCGAGGAAGCCAUCAACACAGAUCUUUUCAUUCCCAAAGGGAGCACAGGAAGGUUUCUAGGCCAGGAACUGCUUUACAUGGAAGCCUUCAGCCUUUCCGCUACCCCUGUCUAUUUUAAACUGGGGUGAAAUUCACACUACCUCGCUCUGUGAAGAUGAGUUCCAGUGCUGGGCUGUUUACUUAACUGUCUGUUUACUGCCCUUACUAAGCCCUUUAAUCUCUCACAGAUUUAAAGCACUGUUCUGCAUCUCUGAGGCAUCAGUACAAUAAGGAGGAAGCAGGCUGCUCUUUCACACAGACCUUGCAGGUGGUUAGGGGCAUGCUAGAAACUUCCUCCUGAAUGUGAUGUGACCUCCCAGAGCUGCUUGUGAGUUCUUUCCCCCAUUGAUACCUUCAAAGGGUAAUGCAUUCACUCUUCCUUGGAUGCUGGUGACAGUGGGAGGAGCCUGUUUGGCAUGGAGGCAGGCUGGUGGCCCAGGACCCACUGGCAGGGGUCGCAGCAGCAUCCCCUUGCUGAAGCAAUGGACUUGAUGAGUCUUUCUGAAUUUUGAACACUUUCAGGUUGUAUUUUCCUCCUUUUUUUUCCCCUUUUUUUGUUUUGUUUUGUUUUGUACAUUGUUGUGAUUCUAAAGCAUUUCAGCCUUUGUUUUGUGGGGGUUUUUUAUUUGUUACAAACUAACUUCAGGUGAUUUGCACCUAGUUUGGCACGGUGUGGGGUUUUUUUUAAGGGGGAAGCAUUGGAACAACAAUUCAUAAAAAAGUACAUUUUAGAAAAAAAAUUAAAAAUGCUGAUUUAA